Molecule: messenger RNA, 2353 nt
Organism: Dioscorea cayenensis subsp. rotundata (Guinea yam)
Lineage: Eukaryota; Viridiplantae; Streptophyta; Magnoliopsida; Dioscoreales; Dioscoreaceae
Product: ankyrin repeat domain-containing protein 13C-like
Cellular component (GO): cytoplasm
Molecular function (GO): protein binding
Source: RefSeq, a predicted model, not a curated record
UCGUUUUUGCUCAUCGAGAUGAGAUCUUUGUAGCGUUUCUUUGGAUCUAUCUGAUCGUUGAUUCGACCUCGGAGGUGUUGGCCAUGGUGGUGGGUUUUAAUCCCUUGUGAUUCAUCACCAAAAGCUCGCAUCUUGGCUGCGAUAAUGGCGGCCAUGGACGUCUCCAAGUACGCGCAUAGCCCUGUCCACAAAGCCGUGAUCACCCGCGACUACGCCGCCCUGAAGCGCAUCCUCGACACCCUCCCCUCCCUCGCCAAGCCCUCCGAGAUCCGCACCGAAGCUGCCUCUAUCGCCGAGGAAGACAAAGCCGACGCCAUCUCCGCCAUCAUUGACCGCCGAGACGUCCCCAAUCGUGAAACACCUCUCCAUCUCGCCGUCAAGCUUGCUGACACCACCGCCGCUGAGAUGCUCAUGGCUGCUGGCGCCGAUUGGAGUCUCCAGAACGAGCAAGGUUGGAGCGCGCUCCAAGAAGCUAUUUGCACCCGCGAGGAAACCCUAGCCAAGAUCAUUGUCCGCCAUUAUCAACCCUUGGCUUGGGCCAAAUGGUGCAGGAGACUCCCCAGGGUUGUUGCUGCUAUGAAGAGGAUGAGAGAUUUCUACAUGGAGCUCACUUUCCAUUUUGAAAGCUCUGUGAUUCCAUUCAUCUCCAGGAUUGCUCCUUCUGAUACUUAUAAGAUUUGGAAGAGAGGUUCAAAUCUCAGAGCUGACAUGACAUUGGCUGGUUUUGAUGGUUUGAGAAUUCAGAGGUCUGAUCAGAGUAUAUUGUUUCUCGGUGAUGGAUCGGAGGACGGUAAGGUGUUGCCGGGGUCUCUGUGUAUGAUUUCUCACAAGGAUAAGGAGGUGAUGAAUGCCUUGGAUGGUGCUGGAGCUCAGGCUAGUGAAGCUGAGAUUCAGCAAGAGGUUACAGCAAUGUCUCAAGCUAACAUUUUUCGUCCGGGGAUCGAUGUUACACAGGCAGUGUUGUUUCCACAAUUGACUUGGAGAAGGCAGGAGAAGACGGAGAUGGUUGGUUCUUGGAAGGCCAAGGUUUAUGAUAUGCAUCAUGUUGUUGUUAGUGUGAAGUCUAGGCGUGUGCCCGGUGCGCCGAUGGAUGAUGAUGAGUUCUUUGCUCCGGGCAAUGAGAAUGAUACUGAAAGUGAGGAUUAUGAGGAUAUAUUGACGGCGGAGGAGCGCAGGCAGCUUGAGAAUGCAUUGAAAAUGGAGAGUUCUGAUAUGGUUGAAGAUGGUGUUGCUGAUGAUUAUGUGGCUCACCGACGUAGUUGUUAUGAACGUAGGGAGAUACCUAUUGAGGGUGUGAGCUCUUGUACUAGUAGUAGUGGUGGUGGUGACGUUAGGAGUGAUAAGAAAGGAUGGUUUGGUAACUGGGGGAAGAGAGGGCAGAGUCAAAAGCCGGAGGAGCAGAAGAAGAUGAUGCCACCGAGGAACUCACUUUGUAUCGAUGAGAAAGUGAGUGAUCUCCUUGGGGAUUCACCGGCUAAGAUUCAGAAGGGAAGGCAUUCAAUUGAGAUUCCUAUUAAGAGUGAGGAUUUCAGAAAGGGUAGAGACAAGGAGUCAAAAAAGUCUGCUUCUAGUUCGGAAAAUGCACACCGGCGCAAAGAUAGUGGUAAGGAGAGUGAGUAUAAGAAAGGCUUGAGGCCGGUUCUCUGGCUUUCACCAGAUUUUCCUCUUCGCACCGAUGAGCUUCUACCUUUGCUUGAUAUACUCGCGAAUAAGGUUAAGGCAAUCCGUCGGUUGAGAGAGUUGCUCACAACAAAGCUUCCAGCUGGGACUUUUCCUGUCAAGGUUGCAAUUCCGGUAGUGCCUACAAUUCGAGUUAUAGUUACAUUUACAAAGUUCGAAGAACUACCACCAGCAGAAGAGUUCUCGACUCCGCCUUCAAGCCCCAUUAGCAAGAGUCCGAUGGUGCAGUCCUCGAGCUCCUGGUUUCAAUGGAUAAAAGCUCCUUACCGAGCCAAUUACCCAUCAACAUUGGGGCCCAGCAGCCGUGUCGAAGAUAUCCAAGACCCCUUCAUGAUACCAUCCGGUUACACUUGGAUAACCCCGGAGGCGAAGAAAAAGCAGAUGCAAGAGAGCAAGGGUAAGUCAAAGAAGGGAAGAACUCAACCGCAAUGAAACUCAUCGACAACGAUCAUUCUCCAAAUCUGUGAACAAUGAGCAGUGACUCCGACCUGAUGCUCAUCGGCAUUCUCUGUCGGAAUGUUGUGAAGUUACUAGCCACGAAAAACUGAUUCGGAACUGCAGUUAUGGGACAAUGUUACUUCCAAGCAAACCCUAGUGAGGGGAUGGUUUAUGUAAAAUCCUGUGAAAGUACUGAACCAAAAUAUCCAUUUCUUAUGAUUCAAAAUUACAUUCA